Messenger RNA from Misgurnus anguillicaudatus (oriental weatherfish), 4478 nucleotides. The record is from RefSeq and is a predicted model, not a curated record. NCBI's taxonomy places the organism in Eukaryota, Metazoa, Chordata, Actinopteri, Cypriniformes, Cobitidae.
AGCGGUCAUUAGUGAUGCGUGACGCGAUGCGUAAAGCGAUGAGUUUGGUAACGCAGCUGAUGGACCCAAAGGCGGAACUUUUAACAAUGUUCACAUUAACAGCGCUACAUGUAACACCACUGGACAACAACUCGGACGUAUCACAUCACUGAAACAGUGAAGUUUAAGGAGUUCAAAGUGACAUUUAUCGUUAUGAAGACACGAUUUGAACAUCGCUGAUCUGGACAUAUAAAAUGGGAUUUCUUUCGUAUCUAACGGCAUGUAAAGGCACGGCGCUUCUGUUUUGUGUCAUUCUUCAGGGACUGAAUGCAGAGAACUCAAAGCCAGAUGUGAUCAGAAAUCUCAUAGCAUCUAAUAUCACAACAUCAUCUGUGUUUCUGGAAUGGGAGGAACCUUCUGGAUACAGAUCUUACUUUAAAGUUAAAUGGAUUAAUGAUGAAACAGAGAAAAAUAUAACCACACAUAACACAUCCUAUAACAUCACUGAACUAACUCCUGGAGUCAAAUACACGUUUGUCAUCACAGCUGUUGCAGGAGAUAGCGCAGCAGAAGGAGAUCCAGUUGUUAUCUCAAUCUAUAUCAAGCCAGAUGUAAUCAAGGAUCUCACAGUCUCUAAUAUCACAACAUCAUCUGUGUUACUGAAAUGGGAAGAACCUUCUGGAAACAGAUCUAUCUUUAAAGUUCAAUGGAUUGGUGAUAAAACAGAGAGAAAUAUAAUCACAGAUAACACAUCACAUUACAUCACUGAACUAACUCCUGGAGUCAACUACACGUUUAUCAUCACAGCUCUUGCAGGAGAUAACUCAACAGAAGGAGAUCCAGUUGUUAUCUCAAUCUAUACCAAGCCAGAUGUGAUCCAGAAUCUCAUAGCAUCUGAAAUCACAACCACAUCCGUGUUUCUGCAAUGGGAGGAACCUUCUGGGAACAGAUCUUACUUUACAGUUCAAUGGACUGGUGAUAAAACAAACACAAGCAUAACCUAUAACACAUCCUAUAACAUCACUGGACUAACACCUGGCGUCACAUACACAUUUAGCAUCACAGCCGUUGCAAGAGAUAGCUCAACAGAAGGAGAUCCAGUUGUUAUCUCAAACUUUACCAAUGUGAUCAAGGAUCUCACAGCAUCUGAAAUCACAACAUCAUCUGUGUUUCUGCAAUGGGAUGAACCUUAUGGAAACAGAUCUAACUUUAAAGUUCAAUGGAUUGGUGAUAAAACAGUCACAAGCAUAACCAACAACACAUCCUAUAAUGUCACUGGACUAACUCCUGGAGUCAACUACACAUUUAUCAUCACAGCUGUUGUAGGAGAAAACUUAAAAAAAGGACAUCCAAUUGUUAUCUCAAACUUUACCAAGCCAGAUGUGAUCAAGAAUCUCACAGUAUCUAAUAUCACAACAUCAUCUGUGUUACUGAAAUGGGAAGAACCUUCUGGAAACAGAUCUUACUUUAAAGUUCAAUGGAUUGGUGAUAAAACAGAGAGAAAUAUAACCACAGAUAACACAUCACAUUACAUCACUGAACUAACUCCUGGAGUCAACUACACGUUUAGCAUCACAGCUGUUGCAGGAGAUAACUCAACAGAAGGAGAUCCAGUUGUUAUCUCAAUCUAUACCAAGCCAGAUGUGAUCCAGAAUCUCAUAGCAUCUGAAAUCACAACAUCAUCCGUGUUUCUGCAAUGGGAGGAACCUUCUGGAAACAGAUCUUACUUUAAAGUUCAAUGGACUGGUGAUAAAACAAACACAAGCAUAACCUAUAACACAUCCUAUAACAUCACUGGACUAACACCUGGCGUCACAUACACAUUUAGCAUCACAGCCGUUGCAAGAGAUAGCUCAACAGAAGGAGAUCCAGUUGUUAUCUCAAACUUUACCAAUGUGAUCAAGGAUCUCACAGUAUCUAAUAUCACAACAUCAUCUGUGUUUCUGCAAUGGGAUGAACCUUCUGGAAACAGAUCUAACUUUAAAGUUCAAUGGAUUGGUGAUAAAACAGGGAUAAUCAUAACCAACAACACAUCCUAUAAUGUCACUGGACUAACUCCUGGUGUCAAAUACGCAUUUAUCAUCACAGCUGUUGUAGGAGAAAACUUAACAAAAGGACAUCCAAUUGUUAUCUCAAACUUUACCAAGCCAGAUGUGAUCAAGAAUCUCACAGUAUCUAAUAUCACAACAUCAUCUGUGUUACUGAAAUGGGAAGAACCUUCUGGAAACAGAUCUUACUUUAAAGUUAAAUGGAUUGGUGAUAAAACAGAGAAAAAUAUAACCACAGAUAACACAUCCCAUAACAUCACUGAACUAACUCCUGGUGUGAACUACAUGUUUAUCAUCACAGCUGUUGCAGGAGAUAACUCAACAGAAGGAGAUCCAGUUGUUAUUUCAAUCUAUACCAAGCCAGAUGUGAUCAAAAAUCUCAUAGCAUCUAAUAUCACAUCAUCAUCUGUGUUUCUAAAAUGGGAUGAACCUUCUGGAAACAGAUCUUACUUUAAAGUUCAAUGGAUUGGUGAUAAAACAGAGACAAGAGUAACCAAUAACACAUCCUAUAACAUCCCUGAUCUAACUCCUGGAGUCAACUACACGUUUAGCAUCACAGCUGUUGCAGGAGAUGACUUGACAGAAGGAGAUCCAGUUUUUCUCUCAAAAUGUACCAAGCCAGAUGUGACCAUGAAUCUUACAGCAUCUGAAAUCACAACAUCAUCUGUGUUACUGAAAUGGGAAGAACCUUUAGGAAACAGAUCUUACUUUAAAGUUCAAUGGAUUGGUGAUAAAAGAGAGAAAAAUAUAACCACAGAUAACCUAUCCCUAAACAUCACUGAACUAACUCCUGGAGUCAACUACACGUUUAUCAUCACAGCUGUUGCAGCAUGUAACCUGACAGAAGGAGAUCCAGUUGUUAUCUCAAACUGUACCAAGCCAGAUGUGAUCAAGGAUCUCACAGUAUCUAAUAUCACAACAUCAUCUGUAUUUCUUCAAUGGAAAGAACUUUCUGGAAGCAGAUCUUACUUUAAAGUUCAAUGGAUUAGUGAUAAAACAGAGAGAAAUUUAACCACAGAUAACACAUUCUAUAACAUCACUGGACUAACUCCUGGUGUCAACUACACGUUUAUCAUCACAGCUGUUGCAGAAUGUAACCUGACAGAAGGAGAUCCAGUUGUUAUCUCAGACUGUACCAAGCCAGAUGUGAUCAAGAAUCUCACAGUAUCUAAUAUCACAACAUCAUCUGUGUUACUGGAAUGGGAAGAACCUUCUGGAAACAGAUCCUACUUUAAAGUUCAAUGGAUUAGUGAUAAAACAAAGGGAAAUAUAACCACAGAUAACACAUCCUAUAACAUCACUGAACUAACUCCUGGAGUCAACUACACGUUUAUCAUCACAGCUGUUGCAGAAUGUAACCUGAGAGAAGGAGAUCCAGUUGUUAUCUCAGACUGUACCAAGCCAGAUGUGAUCAAGAAUCUCACAGUAUCUAAUAUCACAACAUCAUCUGUGUUACUGGAAUGGGAAGAACCUUCUGGAAACAGAUCCUACUUUAAAGUUCAAUGGAUUAGUGAUAAAACAAAGGGAAAUAUAACCACAGAUAACACAUCCUAUAACAUCACUGAACUAACUCCUGGUGUCAACUACACGUUUAUCAUCACAGCUGUUGCAGAAUGUAACCUGACAGAAGGAGAUCCAGUUGUUAUCUCAGACUGUACCAAGCCAGAUGUGAUCAGGGAUCUCACAGUAUCUAAUAUCACAACAUCAUCUGUGUUUCUGAAAUGGAAAGAACCUUCUGGAAACAGAUCUUACUUUAAAGUUCAAUGGAUUGGUGAUAAAAGAGAGAAAAAUAUAACCACACAUAACACAUCACAUUACAUCACUGAACUAACUCCUGGAGUCAACUACACGUUUAUCAUCACGGCUGUUGCAGAAUGUAACCUGACAGGAGAUCCAGUUGUUAUCUCAGACUGUACCAAGCCAGAUGUAAUCAAGAAUCUCACAGUAUCUGAAAUCACAACAUCAUCUGUGUUACUCAAUUGGGAAGAACCUUCUGGAAACAGAUCGUACUUUAAAGUUCAAUGGAUUAGUGAUAAAACAAAGGGAAAUAUAACCACAAAUAACCUAUCCCUAAACAUCACUGGACUAACUCCUGGAGUCACCAACACGUUUAGCAUCACAGCUGUUGCAGAAUGUAACCUGACAGAAGGAGAUCCAGUUGUUAUCUCAGACUGUACCAAGCCAGAUGUGAUCAAGGAUCUCACAGUAUCUGAAAUCACAACAUCAUCUGUGUUACUGAAAUGGGAAGAACCUUCUGGAAACAGAUCUUACUUUAAAGUUAAAUGGAUUAGUGAUAAAACAGAGAGAAAUAUAACCACACAUAACACAUUCUAUAACAUCACUGAACUAACUCCUGGAGUCAACUACACGUUUAGCAUCACAGCUGUUGCAGGAUGUAACCUGACAGGAGAUCAAGUUGUUAUCUCAAACUGUACCAUUGUCUGCCAUUAA